Pistacia vera is the source of this 794-nucleotide messenger RNA. Its product is annotated as ACT domain-containing protein ACR9-like. The record is from RefSeq and is a predicted model, not a curated record. Lineage: Eukaryota; Viridiplantae; Streptophyta; Magnoliopsida; Sapindales; Anacardiaceae. The transcript has 2 exons. The coding region runs from base 43 to 429 and encodes 128 amino acids.
GCUUAUGGUAGAAUCUCUUCAAGUGUGAAAGGCUACCGGAAUAUGGAUCUAUUUAUUCAGCAAACAGAUGGGAAGAAAAUUGUGGAUCCCAAGCAGCAGACUGCUUUGUGUUCUCAUUUGAAGGAGGAGAUGCUUCCUCCCUUGCGAGUGAUUGUAACCAACCGAGGCCCAGAUACCGAACUCCUGGUUGCUAAUCCUGUGGAACUAUCUGGAAAGGGAAGGCCCCGCGUCUUUUAUGAUGUUACAUUGGCCCUAAAGAUGUUAGGAAUAUGUAUUUUCUCAGCUGAAAUCGGAAGACAUUCAACUUCUGAACGCCAGUGGGAAGUUUAUAGAUUUCUUCUGGACGAAAGUCCUGAGUUACCAUUAGCAAGCAAGCAAGCUAGAAAUCAGAUUGUGGAAAGAGUGAGAAACACAUUGAUGGGAUGGUGACCUGUUGUGGAAAGAGUGAGAAAAACAUUGAUGGGAUGGUGAGCUGCCUGCUGAUCUAUGUUAACUUAUAUCUGCAGAAAACCAUUUCAUAUUACAUUCAACUCCUUUUUUCUCUCACCGCUAUCUCUUGGUUGUUCAUCAGCCAGAUUGAGUCUCUCUGUAUAAAGAGUGUGUCAGUUUUGGUGGUAUGGAUUCAAAAAAUCUCUGGUCACGCAGCCAAAAGAUUUUGAUGAUUUGAAACUUUCCUAAGUUGAAGUUACUUGGCACUUUUGGCCUUUGUAGGCUCUGAAUAUUGUAACAUAGUUCCAUAUGUGUAUGUUGCUUAUCCAAUAUCAAACUUGGUUUUGUGCAUAAGAUAAAAAUCA